CCGGACGCACGUCACGCGUGUUCGCCGAGCGCGCACGACCCUCCGACAACACGCGCCUCUCAAUUUCAUUAUCUGUCACACUGACUGACGUGGAACCACUGGUGAACUUUCGUGAAUGGAAUGACACUAGAUCCGUUUGAGCGACACUGACCUGGUAAUCGUCAGAAGUGAUCAUGUGCCGCGAAUAACCGUGACAUUUGCGUGUUUCCUGAUUGCCAGCCAUCAUCGGGGCGCUCGAUGACAGUCAAUUACGAAUAAUAAAAUACCUCUAAUGUACAUUUUUCCCAAUAAACCGUUAGAUUCUGACAUUUACCGUCUAAUAUUAGUAGUGGAGUGAAUUAGUCUGUAUUAAGUUGCAUUGAGUGACGUUACAAUUAAUUGUGUUCAACGGAAGUAGGUCGCGGCGGCGUCUUUUGAGGAGAUGCAGUGACAUGAGAUGAAAGCGUCGCGGAUGGAGCGGCCGACGCGGCGCGCGAAGGCCGGGUCGCUCAGUGGGCUGUCCGGGCCCGGGGCCCUGUCCGGUCCACCGGGCGGCACGCCCAGUGUGCGCCGGCAGCGCUCCCUGGAGUGGGGCGGCGACCGCUACAGCAGCAGCGACGACGACCGGCCGCCGGCGCCGCCGCUCGCUGACAGAGUCUUCGCUUCGCUUCUGGCGCAAGCGACGCAACAGUUUGAUGAUGAGCAGCGUCGUAUCUACGGCUCCGAAGGCGGGGAGGAGCUACCCCGAUAUGUCAGCAGCCCUCAGAGACAAUCUUCACCCUUCCCUCAUGAAAGCACAAACCGCCGCUUUUACAGAAGAAACAGGAAUUCUAAAGGUGAAGAGAUGUUUAGUGCUGAGCCGAGUGGCACCAUUUACCGAAGACGAGGUGACGACUUCACGCUAGACAGCAAUGGACGCGCGCGCCACGGCGUCACUAACGGCACAAAUGGUGCUGGCAGCGGCGAAUGUGACUCGCCGCCGGAGCCAGCGCCCCCUGAGGUUCCCCCACGAGGUCCUUCGCUGCACGUCACGCUGAGACACAGGCCUGUCCCGUGCGAGCAGACAGCGGAGCCCGACCGCCUCUACUUGUCUGAAGAGUUCGUGAUGUCAGAGGGCGGGGCUAACGCGGCGUAUCCUGCGCGGUCUCCGAUGUCCAGCUCCACUACAGGGCACUCCAGCUCUAGUCAUCACAGAUUGGGCAGCGCAGCGAUGUCGAGCGGCAUGGGGGGCGGCACGCUGGGCAGCGCGCACUGCCAGCUGGCCAACCAGCCGCUAGUCAUGCCAGUGGCGUUCCCACUACGCGCCAGCCAGCCUAGUCCAGUGCCAGUCUACUCCCCCUCAAGGUUCCACAUAGACAAGCGGUGCCAACACCGCUGCACGUGGAAGUGCCUCGCCAUAGCUAUGAUAUGCCUCUGUGUUAUCUUAGCGGCGAUGCUAGCAUACUUUAUAGCAUUAUCGUCAAUUAAAAGUAAUAUAGACAAUUCAAAUUGCAUCUUAGUACAGGACGUGAAAGCAGUAACACACGCACAAGGAAUUAGGGAUGCAUUAUCAACAUCUUCGCCUUCAGAUGAAUCAAUAUCAACAUCUUCGUUGGGUGGAUGGUCAACAACAGCAGAAGCCGCUUUAGAAUCAGCUAUUAUACCACAACAAGCACAGCAAGCGGCGCCACCGCCUUGGUCUCCAGCGCUAGAAGUAAGAGAAUUCGACGAACUACACCACGCCACUAUACCUGCCUAUCAAUUCUGGAGUUCGGAAUUCCGGAACAAGCAACCCGCCUACGUUAGCCUUAAUUUUACCGUGCCAUGGGGUGCCAAUUUUGCGGUUUAUGGUAGAAGAAAUGUGGCUCCUAGCGUUACACAAUAUGAUUUCGUAGAGUUUAUCCGAGGAGGCAGAGUAGAUCACAGACUGCGAAGAAGGCGGAGUCCGCACAAGCAUGACAUUCAUCCACGUAGCUUUAAUGACUGGGAUGCAUUAUUGAGCACGAUUAGCCCGUUUCAAAGAUGGAACCACACGAUAAGCAGAAGAUCCACUGAUAUGCGCGUGAAUGUUACUAUAUUACAGUAUCUUGACACCGGCAGAUGGUUUAUUUCGAUAUACAAUGACGAACUCCAGCCGCAUAGCGUAGAGAUGAUCGUCUCUGAAGCCGAGGGUGUCACGAAUUCAUGUCCUGAUGAUUGUUCUGGUCACGGCUCAUGCUAUUUGGGAAAAUGCGAUUGCAUGGAUGGUUAUGAGGGUCACGAUUGUUCCAAGAGUGUUUGUCCUGUGCUUUGUUCUGGUCAUGGUGCAUAUGCAGGAGGUAUUUGUCAUUGUUCCGAGGGUUGGAAAGGAGCUGAGUGCGAUGUUCCAGCACAUGAUUGUGAGCCUGCUGAUUGCUCCGGCCGAGGGCAGUGUGUUGCCGGGCAUUGUCAUUGUAAAGCUGGAUGGAAGGGUCUUAAAUGCGACGAAGAGGACUGCUUGGAUCCAACGUGUGGGGGUCAUGGGUCGUGCGUCCGUGGGCGGUGCGUGUGUCGCGCGGGGUGGCGUGGCGCGGCGUGCACUGAUCGUGACGCCAGAGUCCAGCGUUGUCUCCCAGCUUGCUCCCAGCGAGGUGUUUACGAUCUUGACGCAGGGAGAUGUGUCUGUGACCCACUUUAUACAGGCGACGAUUGUUCUCAAGUUGUUUGCUCGUUGGACUGCGGCCCUCACGGAGUGUGCGCGGAAGGCGUGUGUCGUUGCGAUGAAGGAUGGACGGGCUCGAUGUGUGACCAACGACCCUGUGACCCUCGCUGUCACGACCACGGCCAAUGCAAAAACGGCACCUGCGUUUGCACACAAGGCUGGAACGGCAGGCAUUGCACGCUUCCUGGUUGCCCCAACGGCUGCUCCCGUCAUGGACAAUGUCUUCUGGAGGAUGGUGUCUAUCGGUGCUCCUGCGCCGAUGGCUGGGCUGGCACUGAUUGCUCUAUUGCACUUGAACUGUCUUGCAGCGAUAAUGAGGACAAUGAUGACGAUGGCAUGACGGACUGCUCGGACUCUGAGUGCUGCACACGGCCCGAGUGUGCGGAACACAUUAUGUGCCUCUCCUCUAACGACCCGGUGGAGGUGCUCCUGCGCAAGCAGCCGCCUUCCGUCACAGCCUCUUUCUACCAACGCGUCAAAUUCCUCAUUGAGGAAAACUCCGUGCAAAGCUACGCUCACAUGGACGAAUAUUCUGAAAGCGAGUUCUGGAAUUCCUUUACACCAUGCCGUGUCUCCGUGAUGCGGGGUCAGGUGGUGUCCCCCCAAGGCCUGGGGAUCAUCGGCAUCAGAGUCUCUGUGGACCGCGAGGCUCGUUUCGGCUUCACACUCACUAGGCAAGGAGGAUGGUUCGACGUGUUAGUGAAUGGCGGCGGCGCAGUCACCCUACAAUUCCAGCGGUCUCCAUUCAAGCCGCUGAGGAAGACUGUCUUCGUGCCCUGGAACCAGAUCGUCGUGCUGCCGCCCGUGGAGAUGGAACUCAGCGAUGACAGCAUCAAAGUGCCGACUCCAAGAGCACCACCGCGCCUUGAUUGGUCAUCGACCCCACACUGGUGGGAGACCUCCGUCCCUCCGUGCCCGGCGCACGACCACGAGAGGCUCCGACCCGAGGUGGUAGCCGUGCCCCCCCUCGCCGCGCCUGCCGCGUCCUCGCACACCACCUCCACUGUCAUCUACCCUGAGGCUCAGAUCGUGAGCGAGUCCAUCGGCAUCCCAGGCUCGUCAGUGAAGCUGACGUACCGCUCGUCGCAGGCCGCCGGCUACCUGUCGUGCGUGCACGUGCAGCUGACGCGGCGCGUCGUGCCCGCGGCGCUCGCGCGCGUGCACGUGCGCGUCGAGAUCGAGGGCUCCCUCCACACGCACACCUAUGAAGCUGAUCCCGAUCUGACACAUGUCUUCGCUUGGAACAAACGAAACGUUUAUAAACAGAAGGUGUAUGGUGAAGCACAAGCCAAGAUAUCAAUCGGUUACGAAUACUCCUCUUGCGCGUCUAUAGUCUGGGAGACUCAGACCGCAACGCUGGCCGGAUUCGACGUGGACAUCUCCGACAUCGGCGGCUGGGGGCUCGACAUCCACCACCAUUACAACUUCCACGAGGGAAUCCUGCAGAAGGGAGAUGGAGCACUGCUGCAUUUGAAGCAAUAUCCUAGGACUGUACAGGUGGUAAUGGGAACUGGUCUCCGGCGCUCCCUGGACUGCCCGGACCACUGCAACGGCAAGGCGGCUGACUCCCGGCUCCUAACUCCCACAGCUUUGACCUCGGGUCCCGAUGGAUCCCUAUAUGUGGGAGACUUCAACUUUGUCCGCCGUAUCACGCCAGAGGGCGUCGUCACCACUGUUUUACAACUAGAAACAACACAAAUGGCGUACCAAUACUACAUCUGCAUAUCGCCAGCCGACGGAAACCUGUACAUAUCAGAUUCAGAACGGCACCAAGUUCGCAAGGUCAUCCUUUUGGAGAAAGUCCGUGAUCCGGCGGCGAACUCUGAACCCGUCGUCGGGAGUGGGGACCGGUGUGUGCCAGGAGAUGACUCCAACUGUGGUGAUGAGGGGCCUGCUAUCAGAGCCAAGCUGGCUCAUCCUAAAGGUCUUGCUAUUGCAGCAGACAGGACUAUGUACAUCGCGGAUGGAACGAACAUCAGGGCGGUUGAUCCUAAUGGCAUCAUCCACACGCUUGUUGGUCAUCACGGACACCACAACCACUGGUCGCCCGUUCCUUGUCGCGGUGCCAUAGCACCAUAUGAAGCUCAAUUACAAUGGCCAACCGGAGUAGCCCUUUCACCGCUAGACGGAUCGCUUUACUUCAUAGAUGACAGAAUAAUCCUCAAACUAACAGUGGACAUGAAAAUAAAAGUAGUGGCUGGACAACCCUCACAUUGUCGCCAAGGAAACGAUGGCAAGCCUGUCAGUAAACCGACUAACAAAACAAACACGGAUAUCAGAGAAGAUUCAAGUCUCGGUACUAUAUUAGCGAUAGCAUUCGCACCGAGUGGAAUCUUGUACGUAGCCGAAUCAGAUUCUAAAAAAUCUAAUACUAUCAAAACUAUCGAUCCAUCUGGAAAGAUAAUGCAUUUCGCUGGAAAAAUGCAGGAGAAUAUGAAAGAAUUGAGCUGUGAAUGCAACACGUCUAUGUCAGCCACAGUAUUGCCUACAAAUUCGAGAGACGAAGGAGCAGGUUGCCCGUGCAGGCUGAGUGUGGUGGCGGGAGACGAGCCCCCCACAAGCACCGAAACUCUGUUAUCAUCUAAUGCUAAAUUCCAAACAAUAUCCGCGCUAGCUGUCACGCCAGAUGGUGUUUUAAAUGUCGUCGAUCAAGGAUCAUUACACAUCUUGGCAUUAAAACACUAUUUGCCAACGCACGACGAAAAUGGAGAAUUCAGAAUACCUUAUCCGCCUACGUCAGAAAUUUAUGUGUUCAACCGCUAUGGACAACAUAUCACCACGAAAGACUUAACUUCUGGAAAGACUAGAUAUUCCUUCUUGUAUUCUAAAAACACGAGCUUCGGUAAACUAUCUACGGUUACGGACGCUUCAGGAAAUAAAAUUCAACUCUUAAGAGAUUAUAGCAACGUUGUCAGCUCUAUCGAAAACACUCAAGAUCAUAAAUUAGAAUUAAAGGUAUCCGGUAUUGGAUAUCUGACGAGAAUAACAGAAAAGGGUACAACUGAAAUUGAAAUGGAUUAUGAUGCUAAUACAGGAUUACUCAACAGCAGAUCUGGGGCUGGAGACACCGUCAUUUACAAUUACGAUGAACUAGGACGCGUCACAAAAAUAAUUAUGCCUUCAGGAGAACAAGUCCAAAUUUCAUCAGGCUUAGCUAAAAAUUAUGGACUAGCUGUUACAGUUUCUAAUCCGUCGAGCACUAUUCCUGUUGGUGUUGCCAAAAAAUGUGAAUAUGUAUUGCAUGGACAAUCGUUCAAACAGAUAACAAUAAACAAUGGAAAACAAAUCACUGAAGGAAGAAUUUAUACAAAUAACACGUUAGUCCUAGACACGCCGUGGGGAGGCAAGUUUGAAAGUAUAGCAGCAGCCAAACAUCCUUUACUAGAGGCCGCUCUACCUAUUGAAGCUGAGAUGCUUCAUAUGUGGUCACACCAAACCACAACAUUUGGCGAUGGGCUCAUAAACAAUAUGUAUUCUCUUUACACUCUUGUGGGUGACGUAAGAAACCCACAACAAACUCUGAAUCGCGAGAUCUGGGUUAACGAUUCCAGAGUUUUAAUUAUAGAAUUUGACCAAUUCAAAAGCCGUGAAACUUUCUUCAAUGCUGACAGAAAUCCUCUAUUUACAAUCGCAUAUGACGUCGCUGGAUUGCCGCUAUCGUUUACACCCCACGGUGCCGGAGUUCCUCUCAACAUUUCGUACGAUAGAUUCUACAGAAUGAAUGGAUGGAAAUGGGGCGAUACUGAAGAAACAUAUAGCUACAAUUCACAUGGAAUGUUAGCGGAAAUAACAAGUCCUCAAGACGGUACCAAAUUUAUUUAUUAUAACGACGGUAAUUUAAUUUCCAAGAUCUCAUUAGCUAGCCAAAGAAGUUUCAAAUAUAUUUAUGAUAAUGACGGAGGUCUAACUCAUGUGAUUAUGCCAUCUGGAAGCAAUCAUUCUUUCAGUGUGCAACCUUCUAUUGGAUUUUUAAGAGUAACAUAUACUCCGCCUGGCUCGACCAAGAAAUAUUUGCAGCACUACUCGCACACCGGCGAACUGUUACAAACAGUUUUCCCCGGCGAUGGAGCUAGAAUAGUGUACCGAUACUUUACGACGAACAAAGUUUCUGAAGUGAUUCAUGGAGAUGGUCAAACACAAAUACAUUAUGCUGAAAAUAGCGGCCUUCCCUCAGAGAUAUUACACGUUGAUCGUGAUGUAGACUACAGAUGGGAAUCUACUUAUGCUGGUGGCCUACUAAUGGAAGAGAGACUUGAUUAUGGAGCCAAAACGGGUCUGAGCAACGCAAAAAUAAUUUAUGAAUAUGACAACAAUUACCGAACAACCUCUGUACAAGGGCGAAUCGGCGGACAAACUCUUAUUCCCCAUCAUAUUGUCUAUAAUUCUAAGACAGGAGAACCUGAGAUUCUAGGACAAUUUACUGUGUCAAAGCAGAAAUGGAAUGAGACGUCUGUUUACGAUGGUAUUGCAAUGUUCUCUCGCACUCUCACAGAACAGUUCUUAGAAAAAGAAGUGACUGUAAAUAUUCAUAGAAUGGAAGUAUUCCGAAUGGAGUUCUCUUACGACAAGCAUGGGAGAAUAUCUCAGACAAGAACACACACGAGGAAUGUCGGAGUAAACACUUACACGAAUGUUAAAAACUACACGUGGGAUUGUGACGGUCAACUGACUGGUGUCGAAGCACAGGAACCUUGGGGCUUCAGAUACGACGACAACGGUAAUAUGCUAUCACUGACCUACAGGGGAAACACUAUCCCGAUGGAAUAUAAUGACAUGGACCGCAUCAUCAAAUUCGGCGAAGGCCAAUAUCGAUAUGACAGCCGUGGGCUGGUUUCCCAAAAUGCUAGAGAGGAGAGAUUCCAAUAUAAUUCGAAAGGACUUUUAAUAAGAGCUAGCAAACGAGGACGAUUUGAUGUUCGCUAUUAUUAUGAUCAUUUAGAUAGACUUUCAACUAGAAAAGACAACUUUGGAAAUGUUACCCAAUUCUUCUACACAAACAAAGAGAAGCCACAUGAAGUCAGUCACAUUUAUUCUCCGCGUGAAAAUAGAUUCAUGACACUGGUUUAUGACGACAGAGGACACCUUAUCUAUACUCAGGUCGCUCGUCAUAAAUACUACAUUGCUACCGACCAAUGCGGGACGCCUGUGAUGGUCUUCAACCAGUAUGGAGAAGGGAUUCGAGAAAUUAUGAGAUCCCCUUACGGUCACAUCGUUUAUGAUUCAAAUCCCUACUUGUAUCUACCAGUGGACUUCUGUGGAGGUCUGUUAGACCAGGUGACGUCACUAGUCCAUAUGGCCAAUGGAAAAGUCUACGAUCCUCUAAUAGGGCAAUGGAUGUCCCCACUUUGGGAAGACUUGAUAGAAAGGAUUCAUAGUCCCGCGCAGUUGCAUCUGUACAGAUUUAAUGGCAACGACCCCAUCAAUGUGAAGCCUCAAAAUAAGAAGCCUACAGAUCACUUGUCUUGGCUGAAACUACUAGGCUACGACACUAAAAGCCUGGCCCCACAACUUUACCCUGACGAAUUGCCCGGUGGCUCCGUGCUACCCAGCAUACCCCGAGGUCGCCCGGUGUGGGGCGUCGCCCCCACCGACUCCAGCCCCGGCUUGCCGUCCGCCAUGUCCCUCCUGCCAACUGUAACCAUCGAAUCCGGCUUCCUGUCUCACAUGUCUAACAAACGAAUAGCAGACUUCAGAAGCCUUUCUAUACCAGCAAUGUCUGCUCUAAAAACGGAUGCCCUUAACUUAACUCCUAAACGAAUCGGCUCGGACUCCGAACCUCCAUUCGGAAGAGGAAUUCUCGUAUCCCGAAACUCGCGCGGGCGGGCCGUCGUGACCGCCGUGCCCUCUGCCAACGCGAUCUACAAGGACGUCUACACGUCCGUGUUCAACCGCUCGCACCUGCUGCCCUUCUCCUUCGUCGUGCACGGAGACCAGCAGGACGUGUUCUAUUUCGUGAAGGAAGAGACGUGGCGCGCCGCCGACGACAAACAGCAACUGAAACGGAUGCAGGGUAAACUAAACGUGACCUUCCACGAGGUGGCGGAAGGUGGGAGAUCAUACGCGGACGUGAAAAUUCACGGGAAGACAAGCAUAGUGAAUCUGCGGUACGGCACCAGCGCGGAGAGAGAGAGACAGCGACUGCUGCACCACGCGCGCGCCACGGCGGUGCGCAAGGCGUGGCACCGCGAGCGCGAGGCGCUGCGCAGCGGGCUGGGCGGCGCGCUGGACUGGUCGGCGGCGGAGCUGGACGAGAUCCAGAAGGCGGGCUGGGCGGCGGGCUACGAGGGCGAGUACGCGCACGACGUGGCGCGCUACCCCGAGCUGGCGGAGGACCCCUACAACAUCCGCUUCGUGAAGAAGCGCGCCGACCGCGCCGAGCGCCGGCGCCGGAAGCGCCAGGCCUGCCGUGCGCCCUGGUGGCUCGUCCGGGACGACUGCUAGUGACGUGCCGCCAUACUAAUGCCAAAUCGAGUGAACGAGGUCGACGCGCGAGUGAACGGUGACGAAUGACUGCGAGUGUCUGUGAAUAUAUUUUGUAAAUAGUCUCUAUUAAUUGUUAAUUGUUGAUGUAUGUAUGUACGGUAGUCGCGAAUCCCUAUCGCUAUGUAAAUAUUAAAAUUUAAUUUGCAGGGAGAGAAUGGACCUUUUGAGAGGACUGAUAUUAAAUAAAUGUAAUGUAUGUAUAAAUAAGACGAUUUAUGUGAAUAUGAAAUUAUUUAUACUUAUUUAUCGGUAAAAAAGCUUCGAUUGUGUCCAAUGUUCUUAUAAAAUUUAGAUGAAGACUAUUUGAAGGAAUAAAAAGGCAUAAUUUUUUAACCAAAAUAAGCUUGCAGUAUCAU
Molecule: messenger RNA, 9477 nt
Organism: Plodia interpunctella (Indianmeal moth)
Lineage: Eukaryota; Metazoa; Arthropoda; Insecta; Lepidoptera; Pyralidae
Gene: Ten-a
Product: Tenascin accessory
Exons: 29
Coding region: 437-9079 (2880 amino acids)
Biological process (GO): motor neuron axon guidance
Source: RefSeq, a predicted model, not a curated record